AUGAAUAACAUCCACGAAAAUCAGGGUGUACAAAAUUUACAUGCUGCUAAACAUCCUUCUUUAUCACAUAUUGUCGACGAUUCUUCUAUCGUUGGUUUAAUAUUUGUUUGCGUUCCAACAUCUGAUGUAGAUUUUCGACGUGGUUUAUUUUCGAAAUGUUUUGCACCGUUUUUACCCGGCUUUGAAUCCACUGAAGUGCGAACUGGAUUAUGUAUCGUCGAAUUUAUCAUUUACGGUGAAUUACAAUAA
This is a messenger RNA of Racocetra fulgida, 249 nucleotides long. The record is from the annotation of a GenBank genome assembly. NCBI's taxonomy places the organism in Eukaryota, Fungi, Glomeromycota, Glomeromycetes, Diversisporales, Gigasporaceae.